AUGCCAUCGACGCCUGCCCAGCUGCUUCGCGACGCUGACAUGCUUUUGCAAGAGCUCUCAAUUAUUUGUACAGCCGCAUGCGCUCGGCGUGGCACCAAUGCUUUGCGAACCGCCACAAAGCGCAAAGUGUCGCCGGUCUGGAGUUCACCUGCUUCGCUCCGGGACAAGUUGAGUGUGCUGAAACAGCAAACGAGCAAUCAUCUACCUGUCCGUGCUGCCUGA
Molecule: messenger RNA, 222 nt
Organism: Peronospora matthiolae
Lineage: Eukaryota; Oomycota; Peronosporomycetes; Peronosporales; Peronosporaceae
Source: the annotation of a GenBank genome assembly